Galendromus occidentalis (western predatory mite) is the source of this 603-nucleotide messenger RNA. RefSeq names its product ADP-ribosylation factor-like protein 3. The transcript is spliced from 5 exons. The record is from RefSeq and is a predicted model, not a curated record. Bases 1 to 603 code for a protein of 200 amino acids. Lineage: Eukaryota; Metazoa; Arthropoda; Arachnida; Mesostigmata; Phytoseiidae. Gene Ontology annotation, molecular function: GTPase activity; GTP binding.
AUGCUUCUUCUCCCGACGAUGUUGACUUCCCGAUCUUACGAUAGCGGGAGCGAGGGACUAUUGGCUCUGUUGCGGAAAUUGAAACCUUCACCGGACAAAGAGCUCCGAAUUCUCCUACUGGGACUCGACAAUGCAGGAAAAACGACGAUUUUGAAGAAGAUCGCCUCCGAAGACAUAACACACAUAACGCCAACCCAAGGUUUCAAUAUCAAAAGUGUUUCCACGCAAGGAUUCAAACUCGUGGUAUGGGAUAUCGGUGGGCAACGUAAAAUCCGACCCUAUUGGCAGAACUACUUCGACAGCACAGACAUUUUGAUUUACGUGAUCGACAGCGCGGAUCAGAAACGCUUCGAGGAAACGGGGGUAGAGUUAUACGAACUGAUGCAAUGUGAUAAACUCGUCAGGGUCCCUCUCCUUGUAUUCGCGAACAAGCAGGAUCUGAUGAAUAGUGCGUCGCCCCAGGACAUCGCUGACGGUUUGAAUUUGAAUGGCAUCAAGGACCGCACCUGGCAAAUUCAAGGAUGCAGUGCCCUGACCGGAGAAGGCCUCAAGGACGGCUUGGAAUGGGUAAUCAAAACGGUCAAGCCCAUGACGAAAAGGUGA